Molecule: messenger RNA, 3555 nt
Organism: Anguilla rostrata (American eel)
Lineage: Eukaryota; Metazoa; Chordata; Actinopteri; Anguilliformes; Anguillidae
Gene: rhot1b
Product: ras homolog family member T1
Biological process (GO): mitochondrion transport along microtubule; mitochondrion organization; small GTPase-mediated signal transduction
Cellular component (GO): mitochondrial outer membrane
Molecular function (GO): GTPase activity; GTP binding; calcium ion binding
Source: RefSeq, a predicted model, not a curated record
CUCGCCGUCGGGGUACUGGAAGUCGGCGGCAGGAGGCGUGCGCGCGGAACAUUCAGGAGACCACCGCAGAAUGUCAUAACUAGCUAGCCAUCUGAGAUUAGCAGAAGGCGCAGUUUAAUUGGGCCCUUCUGAAAAUGCGGAUCCUAUUGUUUAUUAGUAAAGAUAACAGUUAAGCUUAUUCUUAAUUAACGGACACUGCUAAAUCACCAGAAGAGUCGGAAUCCCUCCGUCCGGUUUGUCCUACAAACAGUGCCGACACUUUGGGGUUGUAUAAGUGAACUGCGUAAGGCCGGAUUAGCUAGCUAGCUAGCUAAAGUACUGUGCAGUCGAGGAGCCUAGAUGUUUUUCAGUUAAAUAAUUCACGUGUUUAAUCUGUUGACGAACAAGGGGUUGAAACGAUGAGGAAGGACGUAAGGAUAUUACUCGUCGGGGAGCCCAAGGUGGGGAAGACGUCUUUGAUCAUGUCAUUAGUCAGCGAGGAGUUCCCAGAUGAGGUUCCUCUACGUGCUGAGGAGAUUACCAUUCCUGCAGAUGUCACUCCAGAGAGAGUCCCCACUCACAUAGUAGAUUAUUCAGAGGCAGAACAAACAGAUGAACAGCUAUUCCAAGAAAUAUCAAAAGCAAAUGUAAUAUGUAUAGUGUAUUCCGUCAACAACAAAAAGUCUAUUGAGAAGGUAACCAGCCACUGGAUUCCACUCAUAAAUGACAGAACGGACAAGGAUAGCAGGGUACCCCUGAUUCUGGUGGGGAACAAGUCGGACCUGGUGGAGCACAGCAGCAUGGAGACCAUCCUCCCCAUCAUGAACCAGUACACCGAGAUCGAGACCUGCGUGGAGUGUUCGGCCAAAAACCUGAAGAACAUCUCGGAGCUGUUCUACUACGCCCAGAAGGCCGUCCUGCACCCCACGGGACCCCUGUACUGCCCCGAAGACAAGGAGAUGAAGCCUCCCUGCGUGAAAUCCCUGACGCGCAUCUUUAAGGUGUCGGAUCUGGACAACGACGGGGUUCUCAAUGACAACGAGCUCAACUUCUUCCAGAGAACCUGCUUUAAUACCCCACUGGCACCUCAGGCCCUGGAGGACGUGAAGAACGUCGUGCGGAAGAACAUGAGCGAUGGAGUGCGUGACAAUGGCCUGACUCUGAAAGGUUUCCUCUUCCUGCACACACUCUUCAUCCAGAGAGGACGGCACGAGACCACCUGGACCGUGCUGCGCAGGUUCGGCUACGACGACGACCUGGAGCUCACGCAGGACUACCUGUUCCCCCCGUUAAAAAUACCACCGGACUGCACCACUGAGCUCAACCACAAUGCCUACCUCUUCCUCCAGAGUGUCUUCGAUAAGCACGACAAGGACAGAGACUGUGCCCUGUCUCCAGAUGAGAUGAAGGACCUGUUCAAGGUCUUCCCCUACAUGCCGUGGGGUCCUGACGUGAACAACACGGUCUGCACCAACGACCAGGGCUGGAUCACCUACCAGGGCUAUCUGUCGCAGUGGACGUUAACGACGUACCUGGACGUGCAGCGCUGCCUGGAGUACCUGGGCUACCUGGGCUACUCCAUCAUCUGCGAGCAGGAGUCCCAAGCGGCCGCCAUUACAGACUGCCUUCCCCCCCCCAUCCCCCCCCUUCCCGUACAGCGGCAGAGGACGAUAAGGGAAGACCAUAAGUCCUUCUAUGCCAUCAGCACCACUUACGUCUACGGCCAGGAGAAGUAUUUACUGCUCCACGAGGUCUUCCCCGAGUCGGAGUUCCUCUCCGAGUCCGACCUCGGCUGCGACGUCGUCUGCCUGAUCUACGACGUCAGCAACCCCAGCUCCUUCGAGUACUGCGCCAAGGUCUUCAAGCAGUACUUCAUGGACAGCAAGACGCCGUGCAUGGUCGUGGCCGCCAAGUCCGACCUGCCGGAGGCCAAGCAGCAGCACGGCCUGCCGCCGCCGGACUUCUGCAGGAAGCACAAGAUGCCCCCGCCCCAGCCCUUCACCUGCGACACGGCCGACGCACCCGACAGGGACGUCUACAUCAAGCUCACCACCAUGGCCAUGCACCCCCACGCCCGGUUGCGCUGCAUGUGCUCCUGUAACAGGUGCACCUUUUGCAUCUGUCAGAACCUCCUCAACUCAGAGCUGCUGCAGUCUGUAAAGGCCAAACUCUACACUGCCGUUCUCAGCAGACACAUGACCCAGGCUGUGAAGAGCUCCACCUUCUGGCUGAGGGCGAGCGUUGGGGCCACGGUGUUUGCCGUGUUGGGCUUCGCGAUGUACAGGGCGCUCCUCAAACAGCGGUGAUCAGCUGGAGGGAGCGCGUGUGGUCCUCUCUAUCCCAAAAAAAACAAAAACCUGUAAACCAAGUUCUGAAAUCAAGUAAAUAAAAGAAAUUAUGUUUUAUAAAAAUAUAUUUAAUCAUACCUCUGAACAGCAAACGAAAUCAAACGCCUCGGGCUGUAUCUGUGGGUCUUCUGGUUCUACUUCAUUCUUCUCACGGACCAUGUUGUGACUGACCGAUGCGAUCGCUACUUUUCCGAGUCUGAUUUAUUAUUUUUGCGGGUUACGGGUGGUUUUAAAUUGUGCAUACUAUUUUUGUGGCUCAGGAUUAACGUGCGGAAGGUAAAUGUAGAGAGAGCCUCCAGGGGUUCCUUCCCGACUGCUUUGGACACAAAAGGGACUGAACGCCGUGUAAAUAAGUGUAUAUAAAUCGGCAGCGUGCUUGCGCUUGCCUGCCCAAGAGAACAAAAGAGCCUAACAAAAUUUAAAACUCCUAAGAUAAGGGUGGUUUAGCAGAGUGAACACAGAAAAGCCAUGUUUUCCUUUCGUCGUCUUUGCGCUCGUUUCAAAUGUUAAUUUAUUAUCCCCGUUACUGGACAUGGAAGCAGACGCUGCUGAAUGGGUUUUUAUUUUAUGUGCUUAUUAUUGACCGUACUGCGCGAUACAGACUGCACUGCCCUUUGUGAUCCGUAGCCCGGCAACCAUUUGACAGGCAGCAGUAGAGCCCCUCCUUCAGGCCAAGCCGGCAGUCCUGCUCCUUCAAAAACGAGCUUCUCCACCCUGCUGGAGUUUCUGCCUCCCGUGUGUGUGUGUGUGUGUGUGUGUGUUUGCAUGUCUGUGUAUUCAGUUGUCAGGUCCGCUGUUAUUUCCGCCAUAGGACUGUAUCAUUAUCCAGAGGUGACAAGUCCAGGCCCAGAAAGUGAAGGUCCUCCUCAGUAUUUUGUUCCAGUCACCUGGAUUCACUAGUUGGCACAAAUUCUUCAGCCGGGAGGUAGAACUGAUUAGUGAAAUCAGCUGGAAGAAACGCACGGCAGGACUUUUACCUUCUGACCCCUGGAAUUUCCGCGUCUGGUCAUAUGGUUUCGUAUUUCAGAGUUAGUUCUUUUUUUUAUUUUAUUAUUUUUAUUUUUAUUGUUGUUAUUGCCACUACUGUUUUAGGAACCAGCAACAUGCCUCUGUAGUAACGUCUCUCAUUUAAUGUGCUUUUUUUUUGUUUGCCCCUCCAGGCACCUGAAUUGUUUCUGCCAUUAUGAAUUUUGCAACAUUUACAAUAAAACAAAAACUGUGUGCUGUU